AUGUCGACUUACAUUGCAACACGAUCCGAACACAAGAUGCGUGUGUUUAGCCCAGUGAUCCUUUUCCAUGACCAUCAAUAUGUCAAGGAGAGCACGGGUGGUCUUGAGCAUGUUCACAUUCCAUACGGCGAUCCUUAUUAUGGCCAACUUAUUGCCACUCACAAGAGACGUAUUCAUGAGAUGCUUGAGCAUAAUGGUCGAGUCUGGGCUGAUAUUCGAGAUAAUGUAGAAGUACGGCCUACAUCGCCGAUACCAUCAUUGGCAUCUUCUCCGACACCACCAUUACAUCCAUAUGAUGAGCCAUCAUCUCCCACGUUAUCCAUCACUACUAGUACUACUACUACGCAUCAUCGCCGUUAUCAUCCUUAUCACCAUCAUCGACCCUCCUCAAAACCUUCUUCUCGUCGAUUCUCAUCUUGCUCUUUCAAUGCACAACACACCGCUGGCUCGGUUAAUGGUGCUGACAACACAUCUGUAUCAUCCUCCUCAUCUAUACCAUCAUCACCACCUUCACCUCCUCCUGCCACGGUUACCGAUUAUGCUCGCAGAGCGAAGCAAUCACCAGGACCUGUUACUAAGCGACGUCGUGGAAAUCUUCCCAAAGCCGUUACUGCCAUAUUACGUGAUUGGCUUUCCAGGCAUAAGAAGCACCCUUAUCCAACCGAAGACGAGAAGCUGGCUCUCGCACAACAAACCAAUCUCACGCUUAACCAGAUUAGCAAUUGGUUUAUCAAUGCUCGACGACGUAUUCUUCAACCCAUGCUACAAAAAGAGCACCAGGAUCGAAUGCUAGGCCAUUUACAACAACAUCCUGGCGAAGAGGAUGAUGACGAUGAAGAUGUCUCUCCUACUACUACUACAAGCCUGGGUAUCUUAUCUUAUGAUAACAUGCGUCGCGGUCGUAAGAGAUCCACCUCAUCAGAACGAUAUCCACGGCGCACAGGCCAUGGCACAACAUUGCGCCGCAGAUGA
Lichtheimia ornata is the source of this 972-nucleotide messenger RNA. RefSeq lists its product as uncharacterized. The record is from RefSeq and is a predicted model, not a curated record. Gene Ontology annotation, molecular function: RNA polymerase II cis-regulatory region sequence-specific DNA binding; DNA-binding transcription factor activity, RNA polymerase II-specific. Gene Ontology annotation, biological process: regulation of transcription by RNA polymerase II. NCBI's taxonomy places the organism in Eukaryota, Fungi, Mucoromycota, Mucoromycetes, Mucorales, Lichtheimiaceae. The transcript has 4 exons. The coding region runs from base 1 to 972 and encodes 323 amino acids.